This is a messenger RNA of Astyanax mexicanus (Mexican tetra), 556 nucleotides long. Its product is annotated as macrophage mannose receptor 1-like. The coding region runs from base 22 to 402 and encodes 126 amino acids. The record is from RefSeq and is a predicted model, not a curated record. NCBI's taxonomy places the organism in Eukaryota, Metazoa, Chordata, Actinopteri, Characiformes, Acestrorhamphidae. The transcript has 2 exons.
UGCACUGAGACAAGAAACUUCAUGUGUUACAAACAAGUUAACCUCACCUCAGUCAGCUAUCAUCUGAUUACUGAUCAGUCUAAGACCUGGUAUAAGGCUCAGAAUUUCUGCAGGAGCAUCUACACUGAUCUGGUCAGCAUCAAAGAUCAGGUCCAGAAUGUAGAAGUGAUGAAAGCAGGGAUGAACAGCAGCACACCCUUCUGGAUUGGUCUGCUGCAUGAUGACUGGGAGUGGGCUGAUGGAGGAAGAUCUGCUUACAGAAACUGGGAGGAUGGACAACCUCGACCAUCAUCAUCAUCAUCAUCAUCAUCAUCAUCAUCAAACUGUACACAGCUGAAUGUGAAUGGGAAAUGGCAAACAGUGCCAUGCAGUAAUGUUGUGGAGGCCAUUAUGUGCUACUAGGGCUGGUUUUAGUUUGCUAUUUUAGGGUGGCUGGUAAGAAAAAUAGGUGGGUAAUGUGGUUGGUAAAGAGCUUUAAUAUAAGUAUGUGAUCUAAAUAUAAAAAUGUAGAAAAUCGUUAAUACAAUAUCAUAAACAAAUAUAACCGGCAGUGAAA